This is a messenger RNA of Bombus huntii, 1556 nucleotides long. It is a transcript of the gene Tmem18, whose product is annotated as transmembrane protein 18. Lineage: Eukaryota; Metazoa; Arthropoda; Insecta; Hymenoptera; Apidae. The coding region runs from base 369 to 809 and encodes 146 amino acids. Gene Ontology annotation, cellular component: nuclear membrane. The transcript has 6 exons. The record is from RefSeq and is a predicted model, not a curated record.
UCUCUAUGUACGUCUCAAACGUGUAACGUUGUUAAGUUCCAUAAAGUCGUGUGUAUGCGUCGAAACGAGAAAGACGAGAACAACGAAAGAGAAAGACGGGAAAUCGUUCUUGCUACGACUCUACGAUCGUUGUUUUUUCCGUGUGUUGCCGUGUUCGCGACAUUUAUCUACAUUUACAUUGUUCGUUAUUUCCUUUGGCGUCCAAAUCGACCAAAAGUAGGUUGUAGUAGGGCGCUGUGGCCCGAAUUUUACUAACUACACCAUGUCGGAGGAUCAAGUCAAAUCUCCGAUCGACGGUAUUCUUCCGUUUUUACAAAGCAUGCGGAUAAAUUAUAGGCCCAGUUUUAUAUGUCAAUCAUCAAAGUGACAUGUUCCCGCGUUCAUUCGUUAAACGUGAUUUGGCAAUUGAAUGGCGGGAUCCAUGGCUUGCAUUAUUGUUAACUUUCCAUAUUGCUGUCACAAUGACUGCAUUAAUGACAAGAAACCAUGCCAAUUUUCAAAUUAUGUUAUUCCUUGCUCUGUUACUUUUGGUAUAUUUCUCUGAAAGCAUCAAUGAAGUUGCUGCGUCUAACUGGAUGCUGUUCUCAAGGCAACAAUAUUUUGAUUCCAAUGGGCUUUUUAUAUCUGUAGUGUUCUCUGUGCCUAUCUUGAUGAAUUGCAUGAUUAUGAUUGCAAGCUGGCUUUAUCAAUCUAGUCAAUUAAUGACCAGUUUGAAGAGAGCACAAUUGAGGCAACAAGCAAGGAACCGGGAAAUGGAAGAUGAAUCUGUGAACACAAAUGGGACUGUUGUAAGAGAAAAGCAAGAAUAACGUUCUAGUCCAAUAAUAAGGAUGGAAAACACGAAGUAUAAAAAUGUAAAUUACAUACUAUGAAACAAGCAUUGGCUUGUUUUUACCUCAAAUAGCGUAGUAUAUAACAGCAUUGUAAAAUUUGGCGAAUAUUCAACAUAGCAUUUUUUUUAAAACGUUACUGCCGACAGAAUAAUUACUGUCAUUCAUAUUGAAAUUGACUAGCUCCGCUGUCGGUUGGUUGUCCUUCCAAUAUUAUGUUGUGUAUAUAUAAUGAUUAGGAUGUGAAUUCAGAAGCUUGCAAAUAAUUUAUUUAUUCAAAAUCAACGAUGUGCUAAAUUGCGGCAUGGCACGCAAUUUGAAAAUUACAAGAUAUUAUAUAAUUCUCAAGAGAAUACUGUUAUCUUAUAUUAAGGUACAUUCCAACGGUUCUCUACUUUUAUUUUAACGUUGAAAUAUUCAUUAUGGAUCAGUGUUCUUAAAACAUUACCGGUGUACUUACUAUUGUAACACAUAUUGCUUAUUGCGAAAACUGAUAAAAAAAAGGCAUAAUUACGUAAUAAUGGCUCUAGAUAUAUGUGUAAGUAUGUAUGUACGUGUGAAUGAGUAUAAUUUUCUCAGAACCGAAGUCUUGAAAGAUGUAACGAAUAUAUUAUAUUUACAGUUAAGAAUUUCUUGUGUUGUACAUUUGUGUAAAUGAACAAUUUCUUGUCGUUGCAAUAUUUAACGCGUAAUUAAAUUUAAGUAAUAAAGUAUUUCUUCUUAAUA